UUGAUGUUCAUAGCAAGAUUCUUUCAGCCGUCCAAAUUCCUUGUCGACCGUGACCUCAGCGUUCGUGUGCAAUACAACCCCACGAAACCAUCAACGCUGUGGUUCGCACAAGUCUACGUGAACGAUGAGAGCUGCAAACCACCAAGUGCGUGACACUGUGCCGAGAUCCGAACUCACGUCCCGACCUAAGGCAUAUAUAGUGCACUUUGCCGGAUGAAGGGGGUCACCGGCGGUGUAUAUCGCUUUUACUUCGGAGUAAGUUCGUUCCCUGUUACAAAGGCAGACCACGAUCCGUUGACGCAAGCGCCGUGUCCUGCAGGUGUACCGUACAUACAUCGCGGGAAUAUGUAUAUAUCCGGCGCGUCAUUGUGUGCGGUUCAUUUGUCCUUGGAAUACCGCGAUUUUUAGAACGGUGGUUGGGUGAUGGGUUCAACUACCACUAGCGUGCUGACAUUCUGAUCCUUUUCCAAGGCUGAGUCGGCUCUCGGGAUGCGGAGGGGCGGCAUGGAGGGGAUGCCCGUUUUACCGCUGUAGAGUGUAGCCAGACAAAUACAACAUCAGCAAACUUCUGAUCGCAAUCCAACCAAUUAUUUCGCGAGAGUCACAGCGAAAGUUGGCGAGGGAACCACUAUGAAAAGGGGCAGUUACUAGGCGACGGGCCCAACAACACGCAUACAUGAUGACACAGCUCACUUUUUUCAAGGGCCUUGUUGGUGGGGGAUGUGAUGUGCGACAGAAGGCAGCGGCCGGCCCUGGGGUAUUGAGUGGUGCUUCAGCAUUAUGAAGUAGAGAUUUUUCAAAUAGAGGAGACCACUCUCUGUGACAAUGGGACCGAAAAAACUUCGCAGCUAGCUCCUGCGUCCAGAACCCGUGCUUCUCGCCCCCACGUAGAUACACCGAUAGAAUCUCUGCUGCAACCAAUCAGGACAAGUCCGCCCGCGGGCACACACACACAACAAUAUCUGUCUGACGUCCCUAGCGCAAUCUCGCCUCUCCUAAGAAACAUCUCUCUAUAAUUGAGGCAAAGGCCUCGAACCCAAGUGUCACAGCACUGAAAACCUAUUGCACCUUGACCACCACAUUGUUCCUGCUUGCGUCGUGUGCCUUAGUCUCCGCCAUUCCCGCUCGCUCACGCCGCUAUGUAUGUGUGUUACAAGACAGCAGCAGAUGGCAGCCCUGAACAGAGCACCGCAGGAGAGCAGGAGCUCGGCCCGAGGGGGCACGCGGUCGGCAGUAUGGGGUAUCCCGAAGGUGAAGAGCAACACCCCGGGAUCAUGGGGACAGCACAGCAGGGGAUGUGCCACCGCGUGUCACAACACCAUAUGACUCCCAGCACGCACUCUUAGGCGGUACCUCGCAAGACGUUCCGCAGUCCGACACACAGGAGAGGCCUCAUCACAUGCACCCUCGCUCGAGAGAGUAAGGGCUUCAGGAGAAAGGAGAGACGCCGGCAGGGGGGGACAUCCCCCAACGAAUCUUUCUAGGGUGACCAACCAUUGUAACUUCGGUGGCAGCGGGACGAACGCAGCAAGGGAUGAAAGCCCCCCCAUCUCUCACGCACGUACGAUAGAUUUCCUUCCCGAUCACACCAUUGCGGCGGAAGAGCUGGCGGAAGCGAUAAAGCGGGAGAGAUCGCGAGGAAGAAGCGCAAGAAAAGGCAGUGUAGUAGCGCCCCGUUUUCUUGACUUCAAACGCAGAGCUCUCCCUUCCCGGCUGUUGAAGCUUGGAGAGACAGAGAGCCGGAGAUAACCUGCGGGAGGGAGCCCCGCCUGCCGUGCUUACUGCUAAUUACCGUGUACCUCUACGGAACAAUGAUUAGGAUGCCCCUCCAAAGGCAAGACCAUAGCCGGGAGAUAAUCGGCGGGUCAACAACAGGGCUUCCAGCGGUGGAGGAAAAUGGAGCAAAUCCGGAAAACACUGACAACGACAGCGACAACGACGAGCUAGGACCACCACCAGCGGUUCAUCCUGGGCACUUGACUGGUCCGGGACGCACACAGGAGCCACUCGGGGGUAGCUUGCGCAACGAUGUUUCCCAGGGCGCUGGGGGCCCCGCGGUGGGUAGGUGGACGGAGGGGCGUACACAUGGUCUUGUCGGCGGCGGGAGG
Molecule: messenger RNA, 2108 nt
Organism: Ectocarpus sp. CCAP 1310/34
Lineage: Eukaryota; Phaeophyceae; Ectocarpales; Ectocarpaceae
Source: the annotation of a GenBank genome assembly